Zophobas morio is the source of this 3950-nucleotide messenger RNA. RefSeq lists its product as uncharacterized. NCBI's taxonomy places the organism in Eukaryota, Metazoa, Arthropoda, Insecta, Coleoptera, Tenebrionidae. The transcript is spliced from 18 exons. Gene Ontology annotation, molecular function: heme binding; oxidoreductase activity, acting on paired donors, with incorporation or reduction of molecular oxygen; monooxygenase activity. The record is from RefSeq and is a predicted model, not a curated record. The coding region runs from base 483 to 3950 and encodes 1155 amino acids.
AUACGAUUUCAUCUCCUCCCUCCACUGCGUCUGCAUCUCUUUGGUUGCUGCUGCUACCUGCCAGUUAAUUAUAUUUCGUCUUUUUGUGAGUGAACAAGCGGAUUUAUUUAUCUUGAUGCUACACGGUUUUGUGGACAGUGUAACGUACACCUUCGACAUUUUUGGAAAUUAGCAGCUUUGUUUUAGAGACGCUUCGGUAUUUGGAAAAUUUAUAAAAACACCAUAAAUUGGUACAAGUUGUGAGUGAAUAAUUUUUUUCAACGUUUUAAAUAAUUAUUGCUGAAUAUGCGUUUAACCUUGAUACUGUCGAGUAAAGCUUACUCAUAUUUAUUGCAAAAUAAGUGUAUUAUUUUGCUUUAACAAGUUUGUUACAAGUUCGUCGUUAAUUAAUUAUUCAAACAUACAUAACAACUAAGUGCAGUGGUAAAUUUCGGGAAACGUGUUUAAUUAUAAAAAAAUAAAAUAAAAUUCUGCUAAAUAUAAUGAUUGGCGAAUAUAUUCAAGAUGUUUACAUUAUUCUCGGUUUUUGCCUUUCGUACUUUUUUCUUUCGAGAAUGUGGAGAAGAAGACGCCUUUACUACUACGCGUCUAAAGUGAAAGGACCCAUUUCACUUCCGUUUUUUGGAAGCUCGUAUGUUUUUUUUGGAGGAACUCAAAAAAUUUUUGAAGCUUUUAUCAGUUUGAACAGAAAAUACGGACACAUGUAUAAGCUUUGGUUGGGUGACGAGUUAUGUUUUGUCGUCAGCAAACACGAAGACGUACGUGUGGUUUUAAAGAAUGCCAUAGAUAAGUUACCGAGUUAUAAAUUUUUGAUUCCUGUUUUCGGAGAUGGACUUAUCACUUUACCAGGUGAUGAAUGGAAAAUGCAUCGAAAAUUUCUAAAUGUUGCAUUUAAUCAACAAAUCUUGAAUUCCUUCAUGGGGACUUUUGCGAGCCACUCAAACACACUUAUAGGUAAACUAGAAGUAGAAGCAGGAAACGAUUUGUUUGAUUUGGUCCCCAUUCUAAGUCGAUAUACUUUGGAUGUUGUUGCUGAUACAAUUCUGGGGGUGAAACUUAACACUAUAAACCAAAAAGGACACAAUCUGAUUGCAUGGACCUCGCGACUUUCAGAACUGGCCGCUAUUCGAAUGGCGAAUCCUCUUCUUCAACCAGACUUUUUGUGGAAGAAGACAUCCAUGGCCAAAGAGACUAAAAUUUUGUCGGAGAAAGUCCACGACUUUAUUAGAACAACUGUCGAAAAUAAAAGAUCUGAAAAGCUGAAAACUUCUGAAAAUAAUCCAAACAAGCAUACUUUUUUGGAACAUGUAUUUAAACUGGAAGAUGUUGAAAACAUGUGGAGCAAAGAAAUGUCUGUUGCAGAAACUCAAACGGUUUUAGUAGCAGGUGGUGACACAACAUCUCUGACGAUCGGUUAUGUUCUUAUGAUGUUAGGAAUGCAUCAAGACAUACAGAACAAAACUUACGAAGAAUUGGUUUGUGUUUUUGGCGACAGUCAACGAGAAGUCUCUCUGGAAGAUUUACACCAGUUGACGUAUCUUGAACGUGUUAUUAAAGAAACUUUGAGACUUUUCCCUAUAGGUCCCGUAUUGGGGAGACAUUUAACCAGCGAUCUUGUUUUAGGAGACUAUAUUUGUCCGAAAGGCAGUUCUAUUUUGAUUCCUAUAAUAUCUGUCCACAGAGAUGAGAAAGUGUGGCCUGAACCGUUAAAAUUUAACCCUGACAGAUUCCUCCCGAGCGAGAUAUCCAAACGACAUCCAUGUUCUUAUUUAUCGUUUAGUAUUGGACCUAGAAAUUGUAUAGGCUUUAGAUUUGCAACGAUGGCUAUAAAAACCGUUCUGGCGACGGUUUUGAGACACUACAGAGUUGUGGAAACUGAGUACAGUUCGAUUUCUGAAAUACAACUGAAGACUGAUGUUGCAACAAAGUGCGCCACCGGCCAGAAUGUUAAAUUACAAAAAAGAUUUCAAACACAAGUACACCAAGAACUAGAUUUCGUUUUUGGUGUCAGUAACAGAGAUGUCACUUUGGAAGAUCUGCUCCAACUACCACUUCUCGAGCGUGUCAUCAAGGAAACUUUGAGAAUUUUUCCCGUGGCUCCGUUAGUUGGAAGGUACUUAACCAAAGACAUUGUGUUGGAAAAUGUUGUUCUUCCAGAAGGCAGUACUGUUUAUAUCCCCAUUAUCUGUGUCCAUCGAGACGGAAAUUUGUGGCCGGAACCUCUCAAAUUCGACCCUGAUAGGUUUCUGCCAAGCGAAGUGGCCAAAAGGCACCCUUUUUCCUAUUUUCCGUUCAGCGGAGGUCCUAGAAAAUGUCUGGGUCCUAGGUACGCCAUGAUGGCUAUCACAACAGUUUUGGCGACAAUCCUGAGACACUAUAAAGUUGUGGAAACUGGAUUUGGUGCAAUUUCUGAAAUAGAAAUGAAACUUGAUGUUUCUGGUAGGUGUGUUAAAGGCCAAAAUGUUAAAUUAGAAAAAAGAGUUCUUCUUACUGGAACUUUCACGUAUCUUCUUUGCGUCUUUUUACAAGCAUGUUGGAACAAAAGACGUUUGUACUACUGUGCGUCGAAAGUGAAAGGACCUUUGGCAUUUCCGGUUAUUGGGAGCGCAUACCUAUUUUUUGGAGGAACUCAAAACAUUUUUGAAAAUUUCAUUCGUUUGGGUAAAAAAUAUGGGUACACGUAUAAACUUUGGUUGGGUAAUAGAUUAUAUUUUGUCGUCAGUAAACCCGAAGACGUACAAAUGGUUUUAAACAGCACUGUAGACAGACUGUCAAAUAUUAAAUUUUUGAUUCCAGCUUUUGGAAAUGGACUGCUUACUUUACCAGGUGAUGAAUGGAAAUCACAUCGAAAACUUCUGAAUGUCGCAUUUAAUCAAAAAAUCUUGAAUAGUUUCGUGGGGACAUUUGCCAGCUAUUCAAACGUGCUGGUUGAUAAACUAGAAGCAGAAGCAGAUGACAACUUUUUUGACUUGGUGCCUAUUUUAACUCGUUGUACUGUGGAUAUUCUUAUCGGUACAACAAUGGGUGUCAAUCUUAACAUCAUGAAAGGCGGAGGGCACAAUUUAAUUUCGUGGACUUCGCGACUUUCAGAGUUGGCCGUUUUACGAAUGGCAAAACCUCAUUUUCAACCAGAGUUUCUAUGGAAGCGGAUGUCCAUGGCUAAAGAGAGUAAAAUUCUAUCAGAAAAAGUCCAUAACUUUAUCAAAAGGAUUGUUGAAAUGAAAAGAUCUGAAACGGCGCAAAACGUUGAACUCAGUGGGACUAAGCGUAUCUUUUUAGAACAAUUACUUAAGUUGGAAGAUAGCGAAGCUAUGUGGAAUAGAGAAACGUCCAUUGAAGAAACUCAGACUAUUUUAGUUACAGGCAGUGACUCAACAGCUGUGACGAUUGGUUUUGUUCUUAUGAUGUUAGGAAUGCAUCAGGAUAUACAGAACAAAACUUACGAAGAAUUGGUUUGUGUAUUUGGUGACAGUCAACGAGAAGUCUCUCUGGAAGAUUUACACCAGUUGACGUAUCUUGAACGUGUUAUUAAAGAAACUUUGAGACUCUUCCCUAUAGGUCCCGUGUUGGGGAGACAUUUAACCAGCGAUCUCGUUUUAGACUAUGUUUGUCCGAAAGGCAGUUCCAUUUUGAUUCCUAUAAUAGCUAUCCACAGAGAUGGGAAAGUGUGGCCUGAACCGUUAAAAUUUAAACCUGACAGAUUCCUCCCGAAUGAGAUAUCCAAACGGCAUCCAUGUUCUUUUUUAUGGUUUAGUAGUGGACCUAGAAAUUGUAUAGGCUUUAGAUUCGCAACGAUGGCUAUAAAAACCGUUCUGGCAACGGUUUUGAGACACUACAGAGUUGUGGAAACUGAAUACAGUUCAAUUUCUGAGAUACAACUGAAGAUGGAUGUUGCAACAAAGUGUGUCAACGGCCAAAAUGUUAAAUUACAGAAAAGAUUACAACAAUAA